AUGGACUUUUGGAAUGGUAUUUAUUGUCCUGAUCUACGGUUGACAUGGCAGAUGAUGUCUAAUCCUGAAUUGAUGAGAAUGGCUUCGGAAAGCAUGAAAAACAUGAGGCCUGAAAACUUGAGAAAUGCUGCAGAACUCGUCCAGAGGAAAUGGCUGAGAUUGGUGAGAAGAUGGCCAAUGCAACAGCUGAAGAGAGGUGCUAAGCAAAGAUUGACGGAAGAAGGUAGUGAGCUUGCUUCGAGAGUUAUUGAAGAAAUAACAGACGAAGUCCAGACGGCUUCAUCUGAGAAUUGUGAAAGUUCACCUACGGAACAUCCUGUAUCACAACCCCAAGAAACCAGUGGCUGCUCUAGAGAUCAAAUUAAGAUCCCCACUGGGGUUCCAUCGUCUAGUUCAGAGUGUUUGCAGGCUUUAAAAGAUGACCCAGAUUCUAUCAGUGGUGGAAAAGCUGAAGGGAUAUCUCCUGAUAUGGUGAAGACUGCCUCAAAUAUGAUUAGUAAGAUGUCACCUGAAGAACUUCAAAGAAUGGUACAAAUGGCUUCCUCUUUUGAAGGGGAAAACCCACAUUUGAAGAGAAGUUCCAUAGGCUCUAAUUUUGACAGCUUUAGUCCUGGUUCGGUUCCACCAGAUGUGACACCUGACAUGCUUCAACCGCAACUGAUAUGA
Molecule: messenger RNA, 666 nt
Organism: Ilex paraguariensis (yerba mate)
Lineage: Eukaryota; Viridiplantae; Streptophyta; Magnoliopsida; Aquifoliales; Aquifoliaceae
Source: the annotation of a GenBank genome assembly